CGGAUUUUCGGAUUACAAAAAAAAAUUUCCAAAAAUAUUCAAUUUAAUAAUUAUGCUUUGUGUGCUGAUGUUCGUUUCUUGUGUACAACAGAAUCUUCAUAUUGGAUCGGCAUAACAAAACAUCAAUUGAAAACCCUGAGAUUAGCUUUAUCCUACGUAAUCCGGCGUUUUAUAGUCUAGAUUUGUAUCUCCUCUCGAGAAUAACCUAAGACCGUUGUGAGGUUUUUUAAGAAAUGGCGCUUAAAAUGUGGAUUGUAGAAGUUUUUAAUGUGAAUGAAAACGACCAAACAGUUCCAAAAUAUAAUAGGAAAGUAAAAUUGAGAGCAGACUAUGACCCACAGGGUAUUAGCAUAAGAAUUUUGGAAAUUGAUGAAUCAAAUCAGCUACUAGAGUUUCCUGUGGAGUCAACUACUGAGUGUUGUAGAGUUGGUUCAUCUUCCUAUUUAUUUACUAUUGAUAAUGAUUCAUUAUUAGUUCGAUUUGGUAGUAAAGAAGAAGCUAGGCAGUUCAUAGUAGAAAUUGCAAAAGUUAAAUCUGGAAGAGAUGCCUCUGUAUUUUCUGUAAGAACUGAAGAUUCAUCUGCAACCCAGUAUUUCCAGUUUUAUGGUUAUUUGUCACAGCAACAAAACAUGCUUCAAGACUUUGUUAGAACUUAUACCUAUCAAAGAGCAAUAUUGUGUAAUUUAGAGGACUUCAAAGAUAAAAUAGUGUUAGAUGUUGGUGCAGGCUCUGGAAUCCUAUCCUUUUUUGCAGCACAAGCAGGUGCCAAGCGAAUUUAUGCUGUAGAAGCCUCAACUAUGGCUCAUUAUGCACAGAAAUUAGUAGAAGCCAAUAAUCUAUCCACUUCCAUAAAAGUGAUACCAGGAAAAAUUGAAGAAAUUGAAUUGCCUGAGAAGGUUGAUGUCAUCAUAUCUGAACCAAUGGGUUAUAUGUUAUACAAUGAAAGAAUGUUAGAAUCUUACUUGAAUGCAAAAAAGUGGCUGAGCCCUUGUGGGAAAAUGUAUCCUUCAAGAGGAGAUUUACAUGUAGCCCCCUUUACUGAUGAUGCACUUUACAUGGAACAAUAUAGCAAAGCUAACUUUUGGUUUCAAACCUGUUUCCAUGGUGUGAAUUUGUCUGCCCUACAGAACUGUGCUGUGAAAGAAUACUUUCGGCAACCUAUAGUGGACACCUUUGAUGUUAGAAUAUGUAUGAGUAAAUCUAUAAGGCAUGUAGUGGAUUUCUUGGAAGCAGAAGAAACAGACCUUCACACUAUUGAUAUUCCUUUGGAGUUUCAUAUUCUAGAGUCUGGCACAUGCCAUGGAUUGGCUUUUUGGUUUGAUGUUGCCUUUGCUGGUUCACAACAGACCAUCUGGUUGAGUACAGCACCUACAGAACCAUUGACCCAUUGGUACCAAGUUAGGUGUUUGCUGGAGCAGCCUCUUCUGUUGAAACAGGGGCAAGUACUGACUGGUAGGGUAUUGCUGGAAGCUAAUAAAAGACAGAGUUAUGAUGUGACAAUGGAGUUGACAGUGGAGGGUACCACACAGACGUCCAAGAACACUUUGGAUCUGAAAAAUCCUUACUUCAGGUAUACAGGAGCGCCGGUCCAACCUCCGCCAGGGGUGGCGAAUGUGUCGCCUAGCGAGAGUUACUGGAGCCAAUUGGACGCACAAGGCGUUCGCAAUGCCGUCAACAUGGUGAACGGCAUGUCCGUGAACGGGCUCGGCGAAGUGUCCAUGGACACGACGCAGACCUUGCUGAACAACAAUCUGAUGGCCAGCAAUCUCAUCGCUUUGGUGGACCCGCAGCACAUGGCAGACGCCGCCCAACCCAACAUCCACCCAGGCUGCAUCUCGAGCACGGGCCGCGGUCGACUCGCCAAUGCCGCCGCCCUCGCUAGCCCCACCUCCACGCAUACCGCCCAGCUGAUAGGCGGCGCCAUCUCGCCCUCGCUCUUCACCUCGCCCGCCCCCCACCACAACCUGCCGCCUCACGCGCCGCAACCUGUCGUCAUGGCCAACUAUCCGAUCAGCGCCAGCCUGAUGAUCGGGGACUACGUGAAGCCGACGCCGGCUAAUGGCGUUUAUAGACAGUAGAUGGCGUUGGGAUUGGUUGGUUAGUGUGAGGGUUUCGUUUUUCGGGGUUAUUUAUUUGACUACUUACACCCAUGGUGGAAUUAGUAUGGUGUGCUACGACGCAUCUUCGUAUACGUCACUGGGAGUAAAACAAUUGCUAGUAGUCUGAGCUCACAGUUAUCAGUUCGCCCGAGUCGCUGUGAUCAUUUUGGUGCGAGU
This is a messenger RNA of Phaedon cochleariae (mustard beetle), 2276 nucleotides long. The record is from the annotation of a GenBank genome assembly. Lineage: Eukaryota; Metazoa; Arthropoda; Insecta; Coleoptera; Chrysomelidae.